CACAGUUGCGACACUUAAAAAAAAAACUUAUUGAAUUAAGAACUACAUUUCCCAUAGUGCAACUCCUCCGUGGUGACGCCUGUGACAGUUCGAGUUGAUUUUUGACCCAGGGAAGUCAACGUACACUGAUUUGGACAAAAACUGUGUAAGACACUGAUGGAAACUUGCACACUGCGGUGUAAGACCUUCAGAGCUGUUGGGAUCAUGCAGUGAUUUGCUCCUGGCACUGACUGGUGGAUCGGGACACUGCGUCCUCUCUCCUGCUGGGUCUCUCUCGUGUCCGAUGCAAGGAUGGCGGCAGACGUCCACAAUAAGGGUGCACUCUGGGAGGUUAAAAAUGGCAGCUUGGUGCCACCAGAUCGACUCCGACAGGAACGAUCGGAGAGUCCGACCCCAGGGCUGGUGGAGGGGACAGAACCAGGCGCCGGACAGGAGGGCGCCAUGUUCGUUCACGCGCAGUCAUUCGAGGACCUGACUGCUGACAGCGAACCCAACACUAAUAACAAAGCUGCAGAGGAGGGAGACUCCAAUCUAGAGAAUGCUCGAGAAAAAACUCUGGAAGGAGGUGAGGAAGAGGCGCAGGAGGCAGGUUUAGCGGACGAACAGGUGGAAGCAGGGAAAGAGGAGGUGAGGCACAGCAACAAGACUAAAGAGGAGGACGUGACGAGUGAAACAUGGCGGAGUCACAGGAAGCACGUGUUUGUCUUGAGUGAGGCAGGGAAGCCCAUCUAUACACGAUACGGAACAGAAGAAGCGCUCUCCAGCAUCAUGGGAGUCAUGAUGUUACUUAUGUCGUUUGUAGAGGAUAAGAAGAACAUCAUACGCUCCAUCCACGCAGAUGGCUACAGGGUGGUGUUCCUGCGGAAAAGCCCUCUCAUCCUCGUGGGAGUCUCUCGCACUAACUGCUCCGACCGGGAAUUGACACGAGAGCUUCAGUACGUCUACUACCAGAUCGUUAGCCUGCUCACCCUCACGCAGCUGAACCACGUCUUCCAGCACCGGCAGAGCUACGACCUGCGCCGCCUGCUGGCCGGCUCGGAGCACCUCACCGACAACCUUCUGCGGCUCCUCGACCGAGAUCCGGGGCUGCUGCUGAGCGCCGUCAUGUGCCUGCCCCUGGCCAGCUCGGCCCGCGACGCCGUCUCCUCCAGCUUGCAGGCCGCUAAAGCCAAGAGUCUGGUGUUCUCCAUCCUGCUAGCGGGAAACAGGCUGGUGACGCUGGUGCGCAAGAAAGACCAGUUUCUGCACCACAUGGACCUGCACUUGCUCUUCAACCUGGUCGGCUCUUCGUCUUCCUUCCGAGAAGGUGAAGGAUGGACGCCAGUAUGUCUGCCCAAGUUUAACCCAGCUGGGUUUUUCCACGCGCACAUUUCUUACCUGGAGCCGGCCUCGGAUCUGUGUCUUAUCCUGGUGUCCACAGACCGCGAGGAUUUCUUUAACCUUUCCGACUGCAAGAAGCGGUUCCUUGAGCGAUUACGCAGACGCAGUGCAUAUCAGUCCCUGCAAGAAGCACUGAACACGCCAAGUUAUCCAGUCUCACAGGUUGGCAUACCUGAGCUGAGACACUUUGUGUACAAGUCUAAAAGCUCUGGGCUCUAUACAAGCCCUGACCUUCCGGCACCGUACCAGACAGAAGAGGAGCAUGAGAGGCUGAUGGGAUUGUACCAGCACCUGCACAGCUGCCUGCAUCACCCCACGCGUCCCCUGCGCUACAUUUACCGCUGCACGGAGACAGAAAACCUUUACGCCUUGGUAACGAGUGGUUUCGAGCUCUACCUCUGUUUUAGUCCUCUGGGAACGAAGGGCCUGGCUGUGUCUGCCGUCAAUAAACUCCUGAAGUGGAUCAGGAAGGAGGAGGAUCGUCUGUUCAUACUCAGUCCGUUGACAUACUGAGCCGGUUCGGACUGUUCUGAAACACUAGUGGACAUCUGUCCCCAAAUUGCUGAAAGAGCAGCAUCUGUGACAUUACUUGAAUGAAUAAGGAUGUAAAUCGACGCUGUCAGAUAUUAAGGGCUUGAUUGCUGUUUUGAGGGCUACCCGUGCUUGUUGAAGCGGUUGUCAGAGUAUAAAAUAUGCUACUUCGAGAUCAAAUCUUUUAAACGCGGCCCUGUAACUAGCAGCAGAGCAUUGAAUGCAGUAGAUUAGUGCUAACAAUCGAGUAAAUUCUCACAAUGUUUUUGUUGGACACUAAACGUCUAGGCCCUGUGCUUUUUACCAGACCAGUCACUGUUUCAACUUCACAUCCAUGCUUUUAAAUGAGCCGACAAUGAGUAACAAGUAUUACUGAUUUCUUAAAUUCGUUACCGAGCUGCGGCCUUUACAUUUCCUUGUUUGCAUGAGAAGAUAAACUGUUCAUAUCAUAUUUAGAAUUUCCAGCCUGGUGACGUGUAUAUCCUGCAAGUGUGGUUUGGUGGGACUAAAAUGUACUUCCUCGCUAACAAAACUGACUUUAUCUAUAUAACAGGCUUUUUAUUUUAGAGUUGUGAUUGAGCAUGUGCAAACGACACCAAAAGCAUGGCUCGACUUGAAGAGGAAUCCAGGAAUGAAUUAGUUUGUAUAAAGUGUGUCAUUGUGUCAAAUGUUUUAUGUGUUGCUACUGAGAGCUUCCCCAGAUCCCUAAAGGACCAAUCAGAGAUACCUCUAAAGCAAUGUUCUCUUUUAUGUUUCAUAGAUGUACUUGAUUGUUAAUGCGUUGCUAAUGCUUUAAUUUGAUUGGACAGGAUAUGCGACGCUGUUUCAGGAGGACUUCUAAUGUACUGCUCGUUUAUUGUUCUAAUUUUAUGGAAAAAAAAUCAUAGAUGGGUAGAUGACUCGAGGGAACUAGGUUGAAAUUUGCACAUUUCGUGUUUCAGAUGUAUCGGCGGUGGCGGUGGCACUCAUGUUUAUGUUUACGUCUAGAGCUAUUUUGACACUGGGCAUCAAAAAAAAAACUAUCAAAAGAAAUUAAACCUUUAUAAAGACA
Puntigrus tetrazona (Sumatra barb) is the source of this 2962-nucleotide messenger RNA. It is a transcript of the gene mon1a, whose product is annotated as MON1 secretory trafficking family member A. Gene Ontology annotation, biological process: protein targeting to vacuole; vesicle-mediated transport. The coding region runs from base 292 to 1893 and encodes 533 amino acids. The record is from RefSeq and is a predicted model, not a curated record. Lineage: Eukaryota; Metazoa; Chordata; Actinopteri; Cypriniformes; Cyprinidae. The transcript has 6 exons.